This is a messenger RNA of Magallana angulata, 1705 nucleotides long. RefSeq lists its product as uncharacterized. The record is from RefSeq and is a predicted model, not a curated record. The coding region runs from base 108 to 1562 and encodes 484 amino acids. The transcript has 5 exons. NCBI's taxonomy places the organism in Eukaryota, Metazoa, Mollusca, Bivalvia, Ostreida, Ostreidae.
UGUGACAAACCUAGUAAACGCGCUCUUGCUGCGCAUGCGUUUGUACCGUGGACCAGGAAAUGCAUUCGAUCUUACGCAAUAUACGUAUUUAUAUGUCAAUAGUUUAAAUGGCGAGCAAGAUCUACAACCAGGAAGUUAUUUUUCAGUCAGGACUCACAACGAAAGUGGUUACUGUUACACUCGAAAGAUGCCUGACUCCUGUGUGGAUACCUUUAUUAAUUACAGAGAGGAAGGCACAAACAGCUCUGCUGCACCUGUAUCUCAGUACUGGGGUCGAGGGUUCGACUCCCAUCACUUUGACUGUGCCUCUGUUCGUCGGUCUGUCAUCUGACGUCACGGACUACACAUGUGAAACAUUAUUUCAAGAUGGCAGAGAUGAACAAGAAAGUGUUAAUAAUAUAAAGAAAAAUUCAAAUGUGGGAACCUUUUCUGUAGAUGUAUCUCAUCAUCCCCCUUCUACAUACACUGUGAAAGACCUGUACUCGGGUGUUUUCGACAAUGAACCCUCGAGGCCAUUCAGUCAAAUCAGUCAGACCAGAAGUGUAGCAUUAGAGGACCCGACGUUUUUCAUUCAAAGGGGUCUGCGGAAGUUGUGUCUCUCUGCUACAAAGACAUCUAGUGGACUCAUACAUGCUCCACUGGAAAGUGAAUUCAAUAAAGCUGGCAGGAAAUUUCUACCGCAUAUAUGUCUUGUUUUUCUAAAAGAUACCGAAACAGGAAUUAUUUCUCUAUUUUCAACCAUGGAUUCUGAAUUGACUAUCCCUUUUCAACUUCGGCCUGUGUGUGAUUAUGAAUUGCUGGUAAUAAGAGGAUAUGAGCCAAAGAGAUGCUUGUUUAUUAUUAAUGCUGUGGCUUUUUGUUCAUUUAAAUCAUACAUGACACAGAAUGAACUGUAUUUGCUGUAUGGAAAAGCCUGUACCCAUUCAUUAUCUCCCGGACCAGGGCCACCCUAUGACUUUUACCCUGUCACGCACCUAUAUCGUAGUAAACCAAUUCUACAUUUCCUAAACAUAUUUAACAACACUGGCGGUAUCAUGUACAAAUACAUCAAGAAUUUUGGAGGAGACCCAGCAUCAACACUGAACAGGAAGCUUCACGGCCUGUUCUUCAGUGCUAGUGUGGACCCCCUCACUGGCCAGCCCCCGGCUGUAUCUUACUACGGGGACCAGAGAAUCCACAUCCCCGUCGGUUUUAUGAUUAACCAAAGCACGAAUUUGUAUUUCGCAGACUUUUAUUGUCAUUACGUCAACCAUCACGUGACAUUAGUUAUUACAUUGAAAGGAAGCGAAGCUGACGCAUUUUGUCUACCAAGACUCCUGGCCUUAAACCCUGCGUAUAACGAGUUUCUGUACCGCCGUCCACAUGAACAACAUGCCAUGGUGAAUACUAAAGUCACAGUGGAAGUGUUUUAUACUGAAAGCAUUGAUAUAGUCGAAUUUUUACGGUCAAAACUAGCAUAUUUAAGUUCAGUAAAACAAUCAGGUAAUGCUGCAUUAAAAACAGUUAUUGGUCUUCCGAAAAGAAAAGAUUGUAAAAUUUGCAAUAUUAAGGAGCCUUCAUGAAUUUUUUGUUUUAUUCAUUGAUAUUUUUUAAAGUAAAAAUAGUAUCUGCUCUCAGAAAUGCUAUGUUUUCUUGCAUAAAAGAUUUUCGGAUGUAUUAUAUUGCGAUAUUUAUUUCAGAUGUUUAUAAAACCAUUCGUUUUAAA